UUUUGAGUAAGAUUAUUAGAAGAAAAAAACUGAAGAAUAGAAAAGAAAUCGUGUCAGUCUCUCAUUUGAAAGUAGAAAAUAGAAAGUUGUUCAUGCAACAACUUUAUCAGUAUUGGAUUUUUGUAACAGCGCAUGUGAACGUGGCUUCGUCAACACUGACACCUUUGCAUGUUGUUUGCCACAGCUUCCUGUGUUUUACUACUGGCGACAGACCACAAACCCACAGAACUCCACACAAGGGCGCGUCCCUAUUCACAUGGAUGUGGAGGCAUCAGGGUGCUAAGGAAAGUGCUUAGGGGAUUCAUUUCCCUUUAAAACUUCCUUUUCUACUCAAAUACACAAUUAAAGAAAGAGAAAAAAGAUUCUGGUUUAGAGGGCAGAAACUCAAAAGAGCAGUACAAUUCUAGUGACUGGAAUCAUGUCUGCUACUAUUUCCAUGUAUGUAUCUUUUCACUUACACAGCAAAGUUCUUUCAGUUCUUACUUACCGUACAUGGAGGCUGGGGAAUUUUAGUGUUUCACAUUAUUAUAAUUAAUGGUUGCAUUUGAAUAUGAUCGACAGACGAAACCAUGAAUGGGAAAUCGCGGUUCCUCUGUCAUGCAUCUUCCAUCACUCACCUUAAACUCUGCUUUAGAAAAUCAGAGCGGUGUGAUGUGUCAGUGUUACAGUAUGACUAAGUGUUUGUGAUGUGUGUCACUAAAGGUCAGGAAAACGUUUCAUGCUGAAGUCUCCAGCCUUCGCCACAAAAAGGGUAACCUAUUUAACGCACGCAUUUUAUAGGUAUUGAUUUUUCAGUGAAAAUAUGUAGUUGGAGAGCGGUAAUACAUUGCAAAACAUACAGCCAUGUACAUGAUCUAUUUUAUUAGAUCAUUACUGAUCAUGAUUGCUGUUGUUGUUGUUGUUUAUUUCGCGCCCUUUAUUAUAGUUAUGUUUACUACGUUAUUGUGGGCAGGGAGCUGAGGCGUGUCUGCCCCCUAGUGGCGGCGCAGCGGACGGCACGCGGACACACACGUACGUAACUUGUGUUUGUGCGCGAGCGGGGCGGGGAGCCGACAAUCUGCCACCGCGCCGCUCGAGCGCCGACCGUGAGCAGCGCCUAGAUACGCCAGCGCGGGAGCGGCGACCCCGUCUGCGCAGGUAGACCCAGCAGAAGCCGUUCACAGGGGUUGGAGCCGUCUGUGCUGUGUGUGCAGGUCAGUGAGGGCUUAGCACAACACAGGUUCUGACCAUGAAGAGAAGUCGUGCGCCCAGCACCAGUGAGGAGUCUGACAAUGGAAGUAACUGCACAUCGUGGUCUCAGGUGUCGAACUCUAGGAGACGAGAUGGGCAGAGACCCUCGGAGGUGUUCAGGACAGACCUCAUCACGGCGAUGAAGCUUCAUGACUCCUACCAGCUGAACUCGGAGGACUACUACGUGCUGUCGGACCCGUGGAGACAGGAAUGGGAAAAGGGGGUGCAGGUCCCCGUGAGUCCCCACUCCAUCCCCAAACCGACAGUGCGGGUUGUUGCGGAGAAGUCUCUGGAGAUUUUGUUCACCCGGCCAAAGAAACUGCUUCGGUCGUGGGGGGCGGAGACUUCAGUGCUGGGGUACGUGCCCGUGGCCGCGCUCUCCGAGGGGACGUGCCGCUACGACCUGAACGAAGAGGAUGUGUCCUGGCUGGAGGUCGCCAACAGAGAGUUCAGUGUAAUGGGCAUGCCACUGCUGGAAGAAGACACCAUGGAGAGGGUGAUGGAGGAGUUUGAGCACAAUUGUUAUGACAAUAUGAGUCACGCCAUAGAGACCGAGGAGGGCCUCGGGAUUGAGUACGACGAGGACGUGGUGUGUGACGUCUGCCAAUCACCCGAUGGCGAGGACGGCAACGAAAUGGUGUUCUGUGACAAGUGCAACAUAUGUGUGCACCAGGCAUGUUAUGGUAUCCUGAAGGUUCCGGAAGGCAGCUGGCUGUGUCGGACCUGUGCACUGGGCAUCUCCCCGAAAUGCCAGCUGUGCCCGAAAAAAGGCGGAGCCAUGAAACCCACACGUAGUGGCAGCAAGUGGGUCCACGUCAGCUGCGCCCUCUGGAUACCAGAGGUGAGCAUAGGUAACCCAGAGAAGAUGGAACCGAUCACAAGUGUAUCUCAGAUCCCCAAUAACAGAUGGGCUCUGAUCUGCUGUCUGUGUAAAGAAAAGACUGGUGCCUGCAUACAGUGCUCAGCUAAGAGUUGCCGCGUGGCGUUCCAUGUGACCUGUGGACUGCAGCAUGGCCUGAAGAUGAACACGAUUCUCACCGAGGACGACGAGGUGAAGUUCAAGUCCUUCUGCCCCACGCACUCGGGCUUGCACUGGCCCGAAGGGGUGAGCGAGGACUCCCGAGUGCCGCGAGAUCAGGGCGGGACAGGGAGGGGGACCGCGUUCCCAGCGGACCCGCGCACGAGGCACUGCCCCGAUGGCGCGCGCCUCAGCGAGCGCAAGCUCCGCGUGCAGCAGCUCGAGGACGAGUUCUACCGCUUCGUCGCCGUCGACGACGUCGCCGAGCACCUGGGGUUGCCCCCGGAGACGGUGGACUUCCUGUUUCAGUACUGGAAGCUGAAGCGCAGGGCCGCGUUCAACCAGCCGCUCAUCACGCCAAAGAGGGAGGAGGAAGAAAGCCUCGCUCGGCGGGAACAGGAAGUGCUCCUCCGCAGACUUCGGCUCUUUACCCAUCUGCGCCAAGAUUUGGAGAGGGUUCGGAACCUGACCUACAUGGUGACGCGUCGCGAGAAGAUCAAGAGGUCGGUGUGUCGAGUGCAAGAGCAGAUAUUUCAUCACCAUGUCCGGCUGCUGGAACAAGGCCAUCUCCCCGGCGCGUCAUCUACCAGGCAACUGGAAGAGGCCAUGUUCUACUUCCGGGGCGUGCCCUCCACGUCCACGAGUCCCCAGCCGCUGAGAGGUCAUGCAGCCCAGAACAGUGCGAGCGAACUCUCCCAGAGAAGGAGUGUGCUGCGCUGCAGGGCCUCCAAACGAGUCCAAGGUCAGGAGGACGAGCCAACCAAAGUGCCCAGCACGGAGCCUUUGUUUCUGAGUAAGAUGUCCAGUCCAGAGGGGGUCCCCGAUACCGCCUGCGGUGGGGCCGGACGGGGCCACUCGAACGACGCCAUGGCAGUGUGCCCGGGGGAAAUCGCUGGGAAGGAGAUGGAGCGCCCCCUGGAGGAGCAGAGGAGGAGAAGGAGGAGGAGAAGGAUCUGGGAACAGCUGCCGGCAAGAGGGAAGCACAAGCUGGGGUCAAAGGUCACGGCGGAGCCUGUGCAGAAAUAUGCAGACCCUAAGAGCGUGUCUGACGGGGCGGCGGUGUCCAGAACUAAAAGUUCGGCCGUGAUGUUUCGGCCCAGGUAUAACGGCUCUCUGAGGAGGGUGCACCCAAGUCAGUAUCAGGUAAAGAUGGGGUCCGAUGGUACAUCAGCACGCCACAUCAAAAACUGGGGAAGUUUCAGGAUUCCAAAACGGAGCGACAGGACACCCGGAGGAGGGGAAGAUGAAUUAGACGACAGGAGUUUCCCUCACUCCCAUCCUGCGAGAGCUCUAGACGCAAGCCCCGCUCCCACGUCCCCUCCAGUCAGAACGCGGCUAAGAACAGGCGUGGAGAACCGCGCCCUCACCCCGGAGACCGACCCCAGCCAAUCAGAGCAGAAGAAGAGGUGCCAUGCCCAGCGACUCCGUAGUCAUGAUCCGAUGACGCAGCGUUACGGGUCGGAGGUUCUACGGCGGGGGGUUCUUGCGUCGUGAAGCGUCAAACCCCCACCAAGAAAACUUUGUGAAGUUAUGUGUCAACAAUGUCCUUUUUCUUAUAUAAUCCAAAUAAACGCGCACUUACAGGAGCCACACGUAAGAUAUUUUUGGCGUUUACGUCUCAUUAAAUGAUCUUUGUAAGAUCUACAUUCCACAGUUGCAAAAAUCAAAUUCACCAACGCAGAAGUCAUUUGUUUUCAAAUCAGGUUGUCUGAACACCAUGCAAGUCUAAUUUUGCAUCCCACAAUGCAGCGGCUUACACGUGAUGUAAUAUUGAACCGUUUAUGACCCCGUGAGCAUGAGACCAAACCCGGAGCAGCGACCACGCAGAUGUGCCUGUGUCCAUCCAGGAUUUUAACGCAUAAGCUUGUUCCUGUGUUCUUAUUUAUUGGUGUUCAUGACAACAUGGCAGGCCUUUGGAAACUGUAAACCAUGUUCAAUCACACGUGGCUCCUUCGAAGACCGUGUUAGCCGAUAGAUAUUUAUUUUUCUAAUUCAUGUUUCUUAAUGCUGCUUCUUUUGUUUUGUGCGUGACUUACCUGCGCUGAGCUGUAAUUCUUUUCCUUCUCGCCCUGGUCGCCUUGUGUGUAUGACGAAGUGUCGGAGGGUAUUGCGAUGAGCUUAUAUUCAAAAUUAAUCUAGCUAACAAUAAUUAGCUUCAUUUCUAUUGGAUGUUUUUGUUUGUUUGUUUUUGUUUGUUUGUUUGUUUGUUUGUUUGUUUGUUUGGGGGGGUUCUUACGGGAGUAACGGUGUACACUGGUUUGAACCAAGCGAUGAAAUGAAACUCACUAACUUGUACAAUCGUGACUGGCACUUAGGAGCGCAGGUCUUGAUUCUUCUCAAGCUAGCACACCAGACUCAGUCAGUGACCUUCAGCUACCUGACUCAGGUGUGCUAGAGUCGGGAGGGCGUGCAGCACAGGGCUGGGCAGGCUGCACCUGGGGGCCCUUCGUCACCAUCUUCAUCACCAUCAUCGUCCUGAACUGAAACACUUGUCCUGCCGUGUUUCAUUGACAUUCAUUACGUUAUUUUUAGUUUUAUUUCUGUGUUGUUGUUUUUUUCUGUUUCUUCUGCCGUAGUUUGACUAGUUCAGAAUUGCCCAAAAAAUUCUGUUUGCGAGUGUAUUUGUCAGUUCUGUUUUCUGUAUGUAGAGAGACAGUGGCACUUGUUUGCGCUUUCAGGUGGUUGUUUCUGUGUAUGCGAACCCUCUUCCUAACAGCCCAGUAGAGAAACUCCACUAUCAAUUCAGUCUGCAAAUUUCUAGACAGGCAUGUAUUCAGAAAACUGUCCCAAAGUAUUUCCUUUUCUAUAGAAAAAAGAGUACUUUAAUUCAUUUUAUGGGUGGUAGUAAUAUUAUUAUUAUUAUUAUUAACUCAUUCAUUUAGCCCACCCUGGCAUUGUAACUAUGUAGUUACUGCAGACUAAGGGGAAUUCCCUAAAGCACUGCUGUUUCAGGGUUCAGUGGGAUUCCCUAAAGCACUGCUGUGUCAGGGUUGAGUCAGGGUUGAGUGGGGUUCCCUAAAGCAUUGCUCUGUCAGGGUUGAGUGGGGAUCCCUAAAGCACUGCUCUGUCAGGGUUGAGUGGGAUUCCCUAAAGCACUGCUGUGUCAGGGUUGAGUGGGGUUCCCUAAAGCACUGCUCUGUCAGGGUUGAGUGGGGUUCCCUAAAGCACUGCUCUGUCAGGGUUGAGUGGGGUUCCCUAAAGCACUGCUCUGUCAGGGUUGAGUGGGGUUCCCUAAAGCACUGCUGUGUCAGGGUUGAGUGUUUUGGUGUGACAGUUUGAGCAGGCCCAGAGCUCCGUGUGUGGCCUCCUGACUCAGACAUCUUACAUCAAUUGAGGGUUUAGUUCCGCUUGGAGCAGGGACUCCUCUGAGCUGUGGGAUUCCCGCCCAGGAUGGACUGGAGCUGAGUGCUGAACUCCUGGACUGGACUGGAUUUUGGUAGAGGAGGGGUUUCUGCUUACUGAGUCCAUAUUGCAGCCCCUUGAUGUGUAAGAAGUUGCAGCUGAAGACUGAGAUGUCUAUACUUCUAGAUUUGUUGUGUGAAACGACUGCACCCCAGGACCCUCUCAAGAGGAUCACGAAUGAGAAUUGAAUCUUGAAACACAUUUUACACAUCUUCACCAUCCCAUGUAUGUCAAGUAGAAAUGUAUUUCAUGCUCAGUUCAGUUUAAUGUCUGUAUGUACUGCACUAAGUUAAGAGUGAUGAAAGGGCACCGUAUCCCACAAAUGACUGAAAUCAUAAACAUGAGUUUCGAUGAAAAAUGUUCAUUGAAUCAUUGGAAAGGAUACAAGUUUCACUACUUGUCAGUUGCCUUUGGACAGUACACGUUAGAACGUUUGCACUCAGUUUCCUUUAUUUCUAAGUGUUUUUGUGUUUAGGCUACUUGCGCGCAGACUUCGGUGAGGUCAGAGGUGGUCUCAGACCCGCGUGGCUUCAUGUUAACGUUGCACUAGAGUAGAGCAAAGCUGGCAGCACGACUGUGUUCUCUAAAAGUUAUUUUUCACAUACAAAGAGACCUUUUAUAUGAACAAGUGCUGCUGUAUUUUUUUGUUAUGCAUCUAUUUUGUGAAUAAACCUCUUUGAAAUUUAA
Electrophorus electricus (electric eel) is the source of this 6337-nucleotide messenger RNA. It is a transcript of the gene jade1, whose product is annotated as jade family PHD finger 1. NCBI's taxonomy places the organism in Eukaryota, Metazoa, Chordata, Actinopteri, Gymnotiformes, Gymnotidae. Gene Ontology annotation, biological process: regulation of transcription by RNA polymerase II. The record is from RefSeq and is a predicted model, not a curated record. Gene Ontology annotation, cellular component: histone acetyltransferase complex.